AAAAACGCAAAAAUGUCUGUCUCGCUUUUGUUUAGUCUGAGCAUUUUGGCCGCGUCCGUGACGCCGGUUCUGUCGUCAUGUGCCUACGGCACUCACCUGAUGCCCAGAGCAGAGGGUGGUGAGGUCAAGGUUGGCAAGUUCGGAUACGCCGGUUCUAUUGCGCCCGCCAACUGGGUCGCCCUUGACCCUACUGCCAACGCUCUCUGCAACACUGGUACCAAUCAGAGCCCCAUCUCGAUGACGGCCGGAAACUUCCAGGUCGUCCAGGCCGCCGAUGUUCAGCUGGAAAUCCCCGACUUCCCGGCCACAGAGUUUGAGAACCUCGGUACCACCGUUGAGGUCAUUGCCAAGGGUGGUAAGAUGACGGUUGCUGGCGUGAGCUACGACCUCCAACAGUUCCACUUCCACCUUCCUUCGGAGCACUUGGACAACGGCACGAGCAUGGCCAUGGAGAUGCACAUGGUUUGGCAAUCCGCCGCCAAGGAGAUUGCUGUCAUUGGAAUGUACAUUGACAUCGAGGGCAACCCUGCCGCCGCUGCCCCGGCCGCUGCCCAGCCUGCCCGCCGCCAUGCUCGUCACCUUGAGGCUCGCGAGGACGCCGACCCUAGUGCUCCCCUCCCCGGCAUGCAGAAGAUGGGUGAGACGGCCCGCGUCGCCGCUGCUGCUGUCAAGUCCAACCUUCUGGCCACCCUCAUGCCCGAGGUCUCCAAGAUCGCCACUCCCGGUACCAAGACCGAGACGCCGCCGCUGGUCAUGUCUGAGCUGGUUCAGCAGAUCAAGUCGGGCUCUUUCCAGAGCUACUCGGGCUCACUGACCACACCUCCUUGCAGCGAAGGUGUCCGCUGGCUCGUGUCGACCCAGAAGCUCGCCAUCUCGGCCGAGAACUUCUUCUCCAUGCGCAACGUCAUCGGCUUCAACGCCCGCUUUGCCCAGAACAACCCCGGCCAGCCUAACCUGAUGUCCCUUGCCACCGCUUCCACCGGAGGUGCCAAGAACUCCACUGGAGGUGCCAAGAACAAGCAGAAGCAGCAGCUGACUGAGGCUGAGAAGGCAGCCAAGAAGGCGCAGAAGGCAGCCAAGAAGGCUGGCAAGGGCAACAACGCCACUGCUCCGGCAGCUCCCGCUGCUGCCGUUGCUGGCGCCCUCCUUGGUUCCACAUCUUUGUAA
Pyricularia pennisetigena is the source of this 1167-nucleotide messenger RNA. RefSeq lists its product as uncharacterized. The record is from RefSeq and is a predicted model, not a curated record. The coding region runs from base 13 to 1167 and encodes 384 amino acids. Gene Ontology annotation, molecular function: carbonate dehydratase activity; zinc ion binding. The transcript has 3 exons. NCBI's taxonomy places the organism in Eukaryota, Fungi, Ascomycota, Sordariomycetes, Magnaporthales, Pyriculariaceae.